AUGUCGCAAGGAGAAAUGUCCCCAGGAAACCACUCCCUAGUGACUGAGUUCGUCCUGGCUGGGUUGACGGAGAAGCCAGAGCUGCAGCUGCCCCUCUUCCUUCUCUUCCUGGGGAUCUACGUGGUCACGGUGCUGGGAAACCUGGGCAUGAUGGUCCUGGUCGGACUCAGCGCUCCCCUGCACACCCCCAUGUACUACUUCCUCAGCAGCCUCUCCUUCAUUGACUUCUGUCAUUCCACCGUCAUCACCCCCAAGAUGCUGGGGAGCUUCGUGACAGAGAAGAACACCAUCUCCUAUGCUGAGUGCUUGAUUCAGCUCUACUUCUUCCUUGUCUUUGUUAUUUCAGAGUGCCACAUGCUGGCCGCCAUGGCCUAUGACCGCUACGUGGCCAUCUGUAAUCCCUUGCUCUACCAUGUCACCAUGUCCCACGGAGUCUGCUCCCUGAUGGUGGCUGGCGUGUAUGGUGUGGGAUUGAUUGGUGCCACGGCUCACACUGUCUGCAUGCUGAGGGUGAUUUUCUGUAGGGUGAAUACAAUAAACCAAUACUUCUGUGAUCUUUUCCCUCUACUGGAACUCGCCUGUUCCAGUAUUAUUAUUAAUGAAACAGUAGUUCUGAGUUUAAGUGCUUUUAAUAUCUUUAUCCCAACCCUGAUCAUCCUGGGCUCCUACGUCUUCAUCAUUGCCAGCAUCUUGCGCAUUCAGUCCACGGAGGGCAGGGCCAAGGCCUUCAGCACCUGCAGCUCCCACCUCUUGGCCGUUGCUCUCUUCUUUGGUUCUCUGACAUUCAUGUAUCUGCAUCCCUCCUCAGUCAGCUCCAAGGACCGAGGAAAAUUGUCUUCUGUGUUUUACACUACUAUUGCUCCUAUGCUGAACCCGUUGAUCUACAGCCUGAGAAAUAAAGAUGUCAAAAUGGCCCUAAAUAAGUUCCUUGCAAAAAGAAUAUCCAUAUGA
Messenger RNA from Perognathus longimembris pacificus (Pacific pocket mouse), 951 nucleotides. RefSeq names its product olfactory receptor 150-like. Bases 1 to 951 code for a protein of 316 amino acids. The transcript has a single exon. The record is from RefSeq and is a predicted model, not a curated record. Gene Ontology annotation, biological process: G protein-coupled receptor signaling pathway; sensory perception of smell. NCBI's taxonomy places the organism in Eukaryota, Metazoa, Chordata, Mammalia, Rodentia, Heteromyidae. Gene Ontology annotation, molecular function: G protein-coupled receptor activity; odorant binding; olfactory receptor activity. Gene Ontology annotation, cellular component: membrane.